Molecule: messenger RNA, 820 nt
Organism: Notechis scutatus (mainland tiger snake)
Lineage: Eukaryota; Metazoa; Chordata; Lepidosauria; Squamata; Elapidae
Source: RefSeq, a predicted model, not a curated record
AUGGAGGCCUCUUAUAAACCAUUGAUGAAGCAAGUGGUGGAAGAGAUUUACAAUCCCGAUCGACCUGAUCCUGUUGAUAUUGAACACAUGUCUUCUGGGCUGACAGAUCUUCUGAAAACAGGAUUCAGCAUGUUUAUGAAGGUGAGCCGACCUCAUCCAAGCGAUCACCCUAUUCUGGUCAUCUUCAUGGUUGGUGGCAUAACAGUAUCUGAAGUCCGAAUGGUAAAGGAUCUUGUAGCCGCACACAAGCCUGGAGUAGAGGUAAUUAUUCUCUCUACAACCCUCCUGACGCCACAUAACAUUCUGGAGCUGCUUUUCGCAACAGACUGUCUCAAGCCAGACAUCGGUAUCUGAAGUUGCCAAAGCAGGCACCUGGCCCAACUUUGUGGGAAACGCACCAAACUCUUUGCCUUCUGUCUUUCAAGAACAUUCCUUUAAAACAGAGAUGCUCUGAAAUUGCCCAUAACAUGAGAAAUUUUCAGGUGGGAAAACGUGAUGAGCUCCAUGUUUGUGAAGAAAAACAUCUACCUUAGUCAUUGCUUCAAAGCCAUUUUUGAGUGAUGUCAUGCUAACCUCCCUCUCCUUGCAGAAAUGUUGCGUUUAGCUGAAAAUCCUUUAUCUCCAAGCUUAUUAGCAGCGAUGAUUGUUGCAGGGCAUUAUUGUUGUAUCAGAGCCUGUGGAGAUUCAAAGAACAUUGUAAAGCUAUGAAAGAGAGCAACCCAGGCCUUCAUUUUUAGACAAAGCUCUUCCUACAUUCUUUUGGGCACCAUGGUUCACAGAUUUUCUUUAGCAAGGUAGAUAAAAGAUACCCACUGCAAAA